This is a messenger RNA of Closterium sp. NIES-67, 4163 nucleotides long. The record is from the annotation of a GenBank genome assembly. NCBI's taxonomy places the organism in Eukaryota, Viridiplantae, Streptophyta, Zygnematophyceae, Desmidiales, Closteriaceae.
CACACACAGUCAGCACAGCAGCCCACACAGUCAGCACAGCAGCCCACACAGUCAGCACAGCAGCAGCACGCAUAGCAGCAGGAGUGCGGCCAGCCGUUCUGCCAGCAGUGACAGCAGGAGUGGUGCGAGCAGCGGGCAUGCGGCAAGUGAUGCUGACGGUGCUGCUAGUGUUGCUAAUGCAUGGAGCAGAAGAAGCGAUGCGAGUGCUGGUAGUGUAUUCAGUCCAGAAAGUGGUGAUGGCGCUGCUGGAGUCACCCGAGCUGACAGCACAGGCAGUGAGCGGUCCAGAGCUAGUGGCAGCAUGAGCAAAACGAGCAGCGUGAGCAGAGGGAGUAGCAAGAGCAGGGGGAGCAGCAUGAGCAGCCACAGGUCGAGUGCUAGUGGCAGCAUGGGGAAGAGGAGCAGUGUUAGCAGGGAGGGCAGCUUCAGCAGUCGUGGGUCGGAUGGGGGCAGCCAUGAGGGUGGUUCAAGGAGUGGUGAGAGUGAAGGGGAGGAUGCGUGGGGAGCAGUGGAGGAGAGUGGAGUAUUGGAGAGUGGAGUAUUGGAGAGUGGAGUAUUGGAGAGCGGAGUGAUGGAGGGAAGUGGAGCAGUGGGGAGUGGCGACGGCGUGGAGAGGUUAAGUGAUGAGGAAGAGGAGAGGGAGGGACAAGGGGUUGAGGUUGAGGAUCAAGAGGGCGAGAGAGGUGGUGCAGAUGAUGUGUGGAGCAGUGACGAGAGCGUGGAUGGGGCAAGGGGCAUCCUGGAGAGUGACGGUGAGGAGGAGGCGAGCUGGGUCAGCAGUAACUUGUCUGCACUGCAGCAGGUGAAGCUGGCGCCUGGACACGUGGCAGAUGGUGAUUGGACGGAGGAGUGGGAGGGGGAGCAGCAGCAGGUGCAUGCACAGGGCGAAGAGGGUCGGGCAAUUGAGGAUAGGGAGUUGGGAGGGAAGGAGGGGCCUGUGGAAGGAGAUAUGGAGGUUAAUCGCCAGGUGAAUGAUCAGGUGGCUCAGGAGGGGGUGCAGCAGGUGGACCAUCAGGUGAAUUAUCAGGUAGUUGAGCCAGCUGGUGAGCAGCAGCAGCAGCAGCAACAGGGUGAAAGGGAGGCAGCAGACGGGGCAGCAGAGAGCAUAGCAGGAGUGGGCAAGGGUGGGGUCAUGCGGCAGAUCGACGAGGAUGCGUACGAGUAUGAUAUGGGGGGUGAUGUGUAUGAGGGUGAGCUGGACUGGAGCAGAGAUGUGGGCGAUGGGGGGGUGGGCAUGCAGGGGUGGUCGGGUGAGUGGACGAGAGAGAGUGAGGUGUGGGGUGGUGCGAGUGGUGUGACAGGUGCUGGUGUGGAGGCAGGGGAUGGUGUUGAGGCCGAGUUGAGUGUGGAGGAGGGAGAAGGCAUGGUCAGCAGCGCAUCGGACGGGGCAGGUGGGGUGGUGGAGCUGAUGGGAGAGUUGGAGGGGACAGAGGGCAGUCCCUUGGAUGCUGAUGCUGGGAUGGCAAGAAGUGCGCUGGAGUUUGAGGAGUCAGUUAGUGCUGUCGCUAUAGCUGCAUCCAGUGGUGCUGGUGGUGGUGCUGGCAGUGGUGCUGGCAGUGGUGCUGGCAGUGGUGUUGGCAGGGGCGAAAAAGAAACGGCUGUCAGGGAUGUUGAGGAGGAGGAGGCUGAGGAUGAGCCAGCAGAGGAAAGACAGGAGGAGGAGACUGAGAAGGGGGCAGAGCAGGAGGUGGAGGAAGAGGAGGAGGAGGAGGAGGUGGAGGAAGAGGAGGAGGAGGAGGAGGAGGAAGAGGAGGAAGAAAAGGAUGAAGCACCAGAGGGGGCAGAGGGGGCAGAAGGGGCAGAGGAGGACGAGGCGGAGUGGAGCGACUUGUCGAGUGAAGCGGAGUGGAGCAGCAUGGAGCUGGCGGCCACCCAGUCCCCUUUUGCCCCCUCUCCUCUCCAGUCCAUCAGCCCCUACGCGUCUCUCUCCCCACUGCCAUCCAACGCCCCGAGCUCAGUUGUGCCUCUAGACUGCUCUGCUGUCAGCCUCGCUCUUGAACGGCAACAGGAGCAGCAGGAGGAGAAGGAGUCAGGGGCAGAAUCUGGGGAGGAAGUGGAGGAGGACGAGGAGGAGGAGCAGGAGGAGGAGGAGGAGAAGGAGGAGCAGGAGGAGGAGGAGGAGGAGGAGGAGCAGGAGGAGGAGGAGGAGAAGGAGGAGCCGGAGAGGGAUGAGGGGCUGGAAGGGCAGGGCGGCACAUUCUCUUUUGCCGCUGGCAGCCCAUCUCUAGCGCUGCCCCUCGCCAGCCCUGCUGCGUUGCCUCACGAUCGAAUCUCCGGGGAGUUCGGAGCUCUGCAGUGCCGCUCACCUCUCCAGAGUGAGGCGGACGAGGCUCAAGUCUCUCUUCCCACCACUCCUGCGCCUCAAUGCGCCUCUCCCCAUUCCUCUCCUGGGUCUCAGUGCGCCUCACCCCAUUCCUCUCCUGGGUCUCAGUGCGCCUCACCCCUUUCCUCUCCUGGGUCUCAGUGCGCCUCACCCCAUUCCUCUCCUGGGUCUCAGACUCAGUGCGCCUCUCCCCACGCAUCUCCUGCCUCUGCUUUACCCCUUCUUCCUGCAACCCACCCUGCUUCGUCACCUGCCAGCCCUGCUGACGUGGCAGUCUCUGCUGAUGUCAUAACGGCUGGGCAUGACGCCACUGGCCCACCUGAAAGCCCUGUUCUGGAGUCACGCUCGAUUCCAGCUGCUGGUGUUGCCAAAUCACCUGACACGUCACCUGGGGCUGCACCUGACAUGGCACCUGGAAAAAGCUCUGCCUCUGUUGAGGUGCUCCCUUCAGGUGCUGUCUCUGUUGUUCUGCCCUCAGGUGCUGUUUCCGUCGUGCUACCUUCAGGUGCCGUGUCUGUCAUGCUGCCUUCAGGUUCUGUCACUGUUGCGCUGCCCUCAGGUGCUGUCUCUGUUGGUUCAGGUGCCAGCCCUGAUUCAUAUGCUGUGAAUUCACCUGAGGCAGCUGGAACAAGAAUGGAUCAGAGUGAGUGGGAAGACUUGAGAGUGGCAGAGGUUGAGGAAAAGGGGGAGAGUGAGAGUGGGAGUGAGAGUGUUGGUGAGAGGGAGAGGGAUGGGGAAAGAGGGGAGGCGUAUGAGGGAGAGAGUGAGAAGUGGGAGGAAUCAGAAGAGUGGAGCGAUGCUGGUCUGGAUGCGGUAACCAGUGAUGCUGGUGAUGCGGUAACCAGUGAAGCUGGCGAUGCGGUAAUCAGUGAUGCUGGUGAUGCGGUAACCAGUGAUGCUGGGGAUGCGGUAACCAGUGAAACGGGCAAUGCGUUAACCAGUGAUGCUGAUGUGGCUGUGGUCAUCAGCAGUGUUGGUAUGGAGGAGAUCGGGAGUGGAGGGAGCGUUGAGGAGGCAGGAAGAGAGGUAGGGGAGAGUGAAACGGCAGGUGAUGAGGGCGGGGAGAGUGAUGUUAGUGACAAGGAAUGGUCUGACAUGGAUGGAAGUGAGAGCGAAGGGAGUGAGAACGAGGGGAGUGAGAACGAAGGGAGUGAGAACGAAGGGAGUGAGAACGAAGGGAGUGAGAACGAAGGGAGUGAGAACGAAGGGAGUGAGAACGAAGGGAGUGAGAACGAAGGGAGUGAGAACGAAGGGAGCAAGGCAGAAGCUUCUGAAACUAGGGUGAGAGAAGACACUGAUGGGGAAACUAGGGAUGCGAGUGAGGGGGAGGAGAGUGGGAGAGAGUCACCUCAAGAGGGAAAUGAAGUGGUCACAGAAGAGGCCACGGUGGCCGCGAGUGAGGAAGCAAGGGAGGCAGCAAGCAAGGAAGCAAGCGAGGCAGCAAGGGAGGAAGCAAGCGAGGCAGCAAGCGAGGCAGCAAGCGAGGCAGCAAGCGAGGCAGCAAGGGAGGAAGCAAGCGAGGCAGCAAGCGAGGCAGCAAGCGAGGCAGCAAGCGAGGCAGCAAGCGAGGCAGCAAGCGAGGCAGCAAAUGAGGCAGCAAGCGAGCAGCAAGCGAGGCAGCAAGCGAGGCAGCAAGCGAGGGCAGCGAGGCAGCAAGCGAGGCAGCAAGCAAGGCAGCAAGCGAGGCAGCAAGCGAGGCAGCAAGCGAGGCAGCAAGCGAGGCAGCAAUUGAGGUGAUGGAAUCUCAAGCAGACACUGAUGCUUCCAUCGCGGUCCCAGCCUUGCAUGCUGCAGCAGGUGGAGCCGAUGAUGACUCCCAUUCUGAAGAGGGCCAAUGGGG